AUGAUCGGUGCAUCCAAGUGGAAACAGGCCCAGGUCACCUCUCCUAACCCCCGGACCCUGGGCCAGGAGGUCAAGAGUGAUGAGUCAGAGAGGGGCUGCAAUGGGAGAAAACUGAAGAAGGUCUCCUCUGCACUCACCUUGUUGCUACUGCUGGAAGGAGGAAUGUUCUCAUCCCCUGCACCACCCUCGGGACUUCUGACGAAGGUCUUCCAGUACAUUGAUGGACAUCAGGAGGAAUUUGUACAGACGCUUAGGGACUGGGUAGCUGUGGAGAGUGAUUCUGUCCAACCUGUGCCUCGGCUCAGACGGGAAAUCUUUAAAAUGAUGGACAUGGCAGCGGACAAACUCCGGCGCCUGGGAGCCAGCGUGGACUGUGUGGACAUGGGCACUCAGCAGUUUCCUGAUGGUCAGAAUCUUCCAAUUCCUCCCAUCAUCCUAGCUGAACUGGGGAACGACCCAAAGAAACCCACCGUGUGCUUUUACGGUCACUUGGAUGUGCAGCCAGCCAAUAAGGAGGAUGGAUGGCUGUCAGACCCAUACACGCUGACAGAGGUGGAUGGAAAGCUUUAUGGACGAGGAGCAACAGACAACAAGGGCCCUGUUCUAGCUUGGAUCAAUGCUGUGAGCGCUUUCGGAGCUCUGGGGCAGGAACCCCCAGUGAAUGUUAAGUUCAUCAUUGAAGGGAUGGAAGAGGCCGGUUCUAUUGCUCUGGAGGAAGCUGUCCAGAGAGAAACAGACCGUUUCUUCUCCAACGUGGACUACAUCGUCAUUUCCGACAAUCUGUGGCUUAGCAGGAGGAAGCCCGCACUCACCUACGGGACCCGAGGGAACAGCUACUUCACGGUGGAGGUGGCGUGUAGAGACCAGGAUUUCCACUCAGGUACCUUUGGUGGCAUCCUUCACGAGCCCAUGGCAGACUUGGUUGCCCUUCUCGGGAGCCUUGUCGAUACGUCUGGCCAGAUCCUGAUUCCAGGAAUCUAUGACAGUGUGGCACCAGUCACAGAGGAGGAGAGAAACAUGUAUGAGGCCAUUGAGCUGGACCUCAGAGAGUACCGGAAUAGCACCCAGGUCAAGAAAUUUCUAUUUGACACCAAGGAGGAAAUUCUAAUGCACCUGUGGAGGUACCCAUCGCUUUCCAUCCAUGGGAUUGAGGGUGCAUUUGAUGAGCCUGGAGCGAAAACAGUCAUUCCUGGGCGAGUUGUGGGGAAGUUUUCCAUCCGUCUGGUCCCUCACAUGAAUGCAUCCAUGGUGGAGAAACAGGUGAAGCAGUAUCUUGAAGAUACCUUCUCUAGAAGAAACAGUUCCAACCAAAUGACUGUUUCUAUGGUGUUGGGAAUCCAGCCAUGGAUCGCAAAUAUAAAAGAUACCCAGUAUGUGGCAGCAAAACAAGCCAUCAGAACGGUGUUUGGAAUAGAGCCUGAUAUGAUUCGGGAUGGAUCAACCAUUCCAGUUGCCAAAAUAUUUCAGGAUAUCAUCCAGAAGAGUGUGAUGAUGCUUCCACUGGGGGCCGUUGAUGAUGGAGAACAUUCUCAGAAUGAAAAAAUCAACAGGUGGAACUACAUAGAGGGAUCCAAAUUGUUCGCUGCCUUUUUCCUAGAGAUGGCCAAACUGCAUUAA
Molecule: messenger RNA, 1617 nt
Organism: Chrysochloris asiatica (Cape golden mole)
Lineage: Eukaryota; Metazoa; Chordata; Mammalia; Afrosoricida; Chrysochloridae
Gene: CNDP1
Product: carnosine dipeptidase 1 (metallopeptidase M20 family)
Exons: 13
Coding region: 1-1617 (538 amino acids)
Biological process (GO): proteolysis
Cellular component (GO): cytosol
Molecular function (GO): metallodipeptidase activity
Source: RefSeq, a predicted model, not a curated record